CGCAGCGGGAGCGGCGGGAGCGGCAGAGCGGCAGCCAUGAGCCUGCUGAACAAGCCCAAGAGUGAGAUGACGCCCGAGGAGCUGCAGAAGCGCGAGGAGGAGGAGUUCAACACGGGCCCGCUGUCGGUGCUGACGCAGAGCGUCAAGAACAACACGCAGGUGCUCAUCAACUGCCGCAACAACAAGAAGCUGCUGGGCCGCGUCAAGGCCUUCGACAGGCACUGUAACAUGGUUCUGGAGAACGUCAAGGAGAUGUGGACAGAGGUGCCCAAGAGCGGCAAGGGCAAGAAGAAAUCCAAGCCGGUCAACAAGGACCGCUACAUCUCCAAGAUGUUCCUGCGCGGGGACUCGGUCAUCGUGGUGCUCCGCAACCCCCUCAUCGCUGGGAAGUAGGGAUGGACAUCUCCAGAACCUUCUGGAACCUUCACAGGUCCUCCAGAACCUUCCCAGAUCCUCCAGAACCUUCCCAGAUCCUUCAGAACCUCCCCAGAGCGACUCGGUCAUCGUGGUGCUCCGCAACCCCCUCAUCGCUGGGAAGUAGGGAUUGGUGUCUCUGGAACCUUCCAGAACCUUCUAGAACAUUCCCAGAACCUUCAGAACCCUCCCAGAUCCUCCAGAACCUUCCCAGAGCGACUCGGUCAUCGUGGUCCUCCGCAACCCCCUCAUCGCCGGCAAGUAGGGAUGGACAUCUCCGGAACCUUCCACA
Zonotrichia leucophrys gambelii is the source of this 706-nucleotide messenger RNA. It is a transcript of the gene SNRPD2, whose product is annotated as small nuclear ribonucleoprotein D2 polypeptide. Gene Ontology annotation, biological process: RNA splicing; spliceosomal snRNP assembly. NCBI's taxonomy places the organism in Eukaryota, Metazoa, Chordata, Aves, Passeriformes, Passerellidae. The record is from RefSeq and is a predicted model, not a curated record. The transcript is spliced from 3 exons. Bases 37 to 393 code for a protein of 118 amino acids. Gene Ontology annotation, cellular component: precatalytic spliceosome; U1 snRNP; catalytic step 2 spliceosome. Gene Ontology annotation, molecular function: RNA binding.